GUAGUCUGCUUUAAAUUUUUAAUAGUAUUCGAGUAUUAACUUUUUUCAGCGAAAAACAAAGAAUUUUUUUCUUCUUCCCUCUUUUUUUAUCUAUAAAACAAAAAGUCAUCAGGCAACCUAUAUUUGCUGAAUAAAGUCUUAAUAUACAACGUUCAAUGGAGAACUGGGCUUUACGGGAAAACAACGAUUCCCCUGUUGGAGUGAAUGGUUUCGUAGAUAAUAUGCAACUGUUAUGGAAACUUCAAUCGCUGGAACCUUUACUGUCAACCGAUGAAAACGACGCUUCACAAUCUACGUUUCCAGAUUUCAACCAAUCUAAUUCCACUUCUGAUUUACCUGAUGAGGAUGAUUUAGUUGACAAGCUAUUCCGUGAAAGUUUAGCUAUGCAACAAGAUAUUGAUAUGAAUCCAGAUCCAUCACUCAGCGAUAGUCUUAUGUUAUUAUCAUCACCACCACCACCAUCACAGCAUCAUAUAGGUAGUAUACCAGACGCGCCAAUUACCAUUAGAAAACGCUCUAGGUCACCUGUAACCACCGCUGAGAAAUCAUUACAUGAAUCCCAUCACCAGUUUUAUUCUCCUUCCCCUAUACACUUACAACAACAGCCGUCUAUUGGACAAAGUAGUAGUAAUAGUAGCCCGCUAAUUAAUUAUAGACAACCGAACCAAUUGUCGUCUCCAGUGUUGACAAAGAAAACUGUCGAAGUUAUAGAUAUAUCUUCUCCUCCCGCCAGCUCUGUUCCCGUCACAUCAUCAUCAUCAUCAUCAUCUAUUGUAAAUACUGUCCCUUCUCCUCAACAAAAUCUUUAUGAAAAACAAUUACAGCAGCAACAACAACAACAGCAACAACAGAAACAGCAACAGCAACAGCAACAACAACAACAACAACAACAACAACAACAACAACAGCAGCAGCAGCAGCAGCAGCAGUAUGAGAGACAGCAAAAGGAGCAAUACGAAAGGAAACAGAAGGAACUAUACGAAAGACAGCAAAAAGAACGUUAUGAGAGACAGCAAAAGGAACAAUACGAGAGGCAACAAACAGAGCAAUAUGAAAGGAAGCAAAAGGAAGAAUAUGUGAGACAGCAGAAGGAACUAUACGAAAGACAACAAAAAGAUCAGUAUGAGAAAAGGCAAAAGGAAGCUGAAAGACAACAAAAAGAACAAUAUGAAAGACAGCAAAAAAUGGUGCAAAAAAUGCAAUAUGAAAGACAGCAAAAACAAGAGCAAAUGGAAAGGCAGAAACUCUUGUUGGAAAGACAACCCACGCCUGCCAAUAACAUAAUUGCUCAAUUUCCUGUAUCUACGACAUCUAUAUCGCCGCCUACUGUCAGUAAGCAAACCGCAAAAGUGACAACGCCUACACCAACACAACGAGUACCUCCACCUAGACCUCAGCUCCGUUUGCACUUCCCAAAAAAUACAGGUUCUUUGGAUUCGGUCAUUUUCGAUGAUCUGAAGGAUCCAAUGAAACCUGAUCUGGAUGUUAACAACUUGCGUCGAUUAACGGUGGCGACAUUAAGAACUUUGGGUGUUUAUGUCUCGUAUGAGGAAUUGCCUCCUGUCGAUAUCGAAGAACCUUUAACGACAGAUUCGCAACAGGUGUUACCAGCUGCGGCCAUGCAAUUAAUCACAACAAUGGUUUUGGGAACCUCAGGUGAUAAAGAUGUAUCACAAACAUUGGGAUCUCAAAUAUCCAAUGGUGAUCUUGUUGCACUACAAAGAAUGAUUGUUGCUGGAUUACGUAGCAAGAACAUUGUGAUUCAUACAGUUUUGACAGACCAAGCUACAAACGACGGAAAAGAUACAACCUUAAAAGCGAUAGGCGCUACUAUGCCAUCCUCUUCUUAUGAUAUGGUUGAUCUAUCGCGCGUAAAAUUCGAACCUCCACAUAAUGUUACUCGUUUAUUCUUACGCUUAUACAGAUUUAUUAUCAACAUGUUACUUUCUACACCUGACUGCUGGCCAUUCAUUCAACCUGUUCCAGAAACUGCAUUUUUGUAUCAUCAAGAAGUGAAAAACCCAAUGGAUCUUUAUACAAUCGAAGAAAAUGUCUGGAGUGGAAAAUAUACGAAGUUUGCUAGAUUUGAAAGGGAUAUGCAACUCAUAUGGAAAAAUGCAAGAGCUUUUCAUCGUAACGCCGGCACCAUACCGAAGCAUGCUGACAACCUUGAAAGGUUAUUUACCAAAAUUGUGAUGGAUAUCAAGAGACAAAUUAGAAAACAACAGCAGCCUUCAGGACCUCAUGAUUUUAAAUUCGAUCCAACCAAUUCUUUACCCGAAGAAUCCGACUUUUCUUAUCCACCCAUAGAGCAAGUGUUUUCAGAAUCAAGCACUGUGUACGCUAUAUCAGCUUUAUCGCCACUUGAACCUAAAGCACGAAAACCAAAGGGAUUAACCAAUGAAAAACAGCUGUAUCUCCAAUUAAAUGGACCAUUUUUUCAAGCUGUGGAGCGCAUGAAAUCUGAUUUGGAAGGAAAUCAUCGACUUGUGCCUCGUUUUUAUAUUGCCAAAAACCGCACACUUUUACGACAGAUUCGAUCCCAAGGUGUACUCGCCAUUUUUUACAAUACCAAGACAAACCGUGCACGAUCCAAUAAGAACUUCCGGAUUGAAACCGACAUGAUUUUAGCGUACCCGGCCAGCGAACUGUUUGAUAUCGACCAAAUUAAUGAAUGCACAGACGAUUUUGCACCUAAGGGUUGGAUCCACCUGCGACCUUUACGGGUAGUUAACCAUAUAUCUUUUGAGGUGAAUGAGACCAUUGAACGUGACUAUUUCCGAAGAAUGUUUGCUACGUCAAAAAUGGCAACAGAUGAUCGCAGUGGACAUCAUAACUCAACUACAAAAAAACUUUUAAAGAACGUCGUGCGUCAAAUUUUAGGGCUGCCUGAACGAACAUUGGACAUUUCGGGUUGUGAGAUCCAUCCUGUGGUUCCGACUCCCAUGGCGGAAUUAGUGUCGUCAGAACUUGUUGUAGAAAACAGACCGAUGCAGCAAAGAAUGAUUAAGACAAAAGAAGAAGAAGCAAUGGAAGUAGAUGAAGGCUCGGAUGAUGAAACUAUUAAUGAAGCAACUCCUAAAUCCGUAGAGGAAAAGAUGGAGGUCGAUAUCAAGUCUGAUAUGAAUGCCAUAUCGAACACGCAACGAUUGGGUACGAAAGAGAUCUCGCAUGAGGUUUGGCGAAAGCUAUUCAAUGUGUGUACAAGCAAAGGCAUUUUAAUCCGAAAUAUGGCGGCGCAUGGAAAUAUCAAUUGGAACUCACCAAAUUCAGAGGGAUUUUUUAAACGUGUGUAUUUUUUUGAUGAUAUUGUCGUUCAAGCAUUUAGACAAAUGACCAUGUAUCAACGUAUCACCGAAGUCGCAUGUUUAAUGAAACUGCGAAAUUUACCUCAUAUGGCACAAAUGAGGGAGGUGCUAUUUAACGAUAACGGCGAUGUUGCUGGCUUAUCGAUGGAAAGAUACCAAAUUACCCUUAAACAAUAUACACAUGUACACUCACAUCACCGAUUAUCAGCCUAUCAGAAAUACGAUGUGAUUUAUCAAAUGUUGAUCUGCAUGAAGACGAUCCAUGAAGCAGGACUUGCCCACCGUGAUCUUUCUGAAGUGAACAUUAUGGUUAACACAAUAGAAGGCCAAUAUUUAGAAGACGGCAGUGAUAAAGUGUGUUUGUAUUUGAUUGAUUUCGGUAAGGCUGUAUUUUGUAAGGCACAAGAUGUACGUGAUUGGUUUGUGGAUGUGCCACGCGCUGAAUGGGAGUAUGACGGAGAUGUUGUUCCUGAAACCAAGGAAGAAUUAGAUACUUGGUGUGAAUCUUUGCCCUGGGUUAAAGGCAAGCCUGACCAUGGUUAUAGAAUGUAUAGAUCCAUCCAGACACUACCAAAGACAAGAUCAGAUAAUCAAGUACUUCCGUGGCUCAUCAACCCCCAAGCAGAAGACAUGUAUUCUAUUGGUGUAAUGAUUUGGAAAGUGUUUACAGAUACAGAACCAUGGAGAGGUAUUCUCGAUACAGAUUUACAAGGAUUAAGAUAUGUGGCAGAGGACGAUUAUCGAAUUCAGCGUGCAUUGGAAGGAGAAGUGCAUGGUGAGCUAAGCCGGCAGUUAUUACUAAAAUGCUUGAAGACCAGGCCUCAAGACCGUGACACGGCUAAAGAUAUAUUAGAUUGGAUCAGUCAAGAAAGUGUGCAGGCUGGUUUAAUUGGCGAGUGGAAAAUGUAUUCAUCUGAUACUCGAGGAUCUCGUAGAGCAAAGAACCUGUAUGGAUUUGAAGAGAAUGAUGAGGAGGAAAAGAAGAAACCAAGAAGAAGAACGAACAACGGAAAUAAAUCUAGAGGUAGACCUAAAGUGUCUAAAGACACAGUAAUUUGAUCUUAAUUGUACACAAACACACUUUCACACUUAUACAUAAUACACAUCCAACAACUCAUUAUUACAAUUUGAAAUACUCUUUUGAUACGCACACAACAAAAGCAACUAUUUCUCUUCCAAUGCAUCUACAUUAAUAAUUACCUUUCUUGUUUCUUUUUGACUUUUAUCUAUUCCUUUUAAAUUCUCAUUCUUUCCAUUCGUUCAAAAAAAUGUAUAUAAAUCUAUAUCAAUACAGUUUUGACACA
Messenger RNA from Mucor mucedo, 4612 nucleotides. RefSeq lists its product as uncharacterized. Gene Ontology annotation, biological process: autophagy; autophagosome organization; peptidyl-serine phosphorylation. Bases 156 to 4367 code for a protein of 1403 amino acids. The record is from RefSeq and is a predicted model, not a curated record. The transcript has 6 exons. Gene Ontology annotation, cellular component: autophagosome; cytoplasm. Lineage: Eukaryota; Fungi; Mucoromycota; Mucoromycetes; Mucorales; Mucoraceae. Gene Ontology annotation, molecular function: protein binding; ATP binding; protein serine/threonine kinase activity.